UGCAGCUUUACAGCCGUCCAACAUGGUUUCGCUUAUUACAUACACACUGACCAUGCCAUGUGGAAAAGCCUGGUUCGGCCUGUUUAGCGCUCUUGCUGCAAGCCCUCUAUGUUAUAUGUAGUCUAAGACAGGGCAACCCUGCAACUACAACUAUCAUCAGCACCAAAAGGGAUAUCUGGAAAAGCUGUACCAAGCACCAGCAGCAUUCUGUUUUCCUCAGGCUUCUCCUAUGUUCAGUGAUGGGGAAGACCACCAUGUAGAGACAGAGAGGCAGCGGAGGCAAGAACAGAAUUUCAGCAAUGGGAAGCCACACAUGGAGUGGGUCUGGACUGCAGCCGUGGUGAGCCUGAGACCUACAGGACUUGAAACCACCAUCAUUGCCCUUCUCAGGACCUAGCCACUGGGGCUGUCCAACACUUACCUGGAUGCUCCCCACUGGUGAUUCGUCAUCCCCUCUUCUUCCCCCGUUCCAUUGCUCUCUUUUCUCCUCUUUUUUACUUGGGUGCUUUUUGAUCUGCUAAAAUCUCUCGAUCCUGAAAUAGAAGCUACUCAUCAAUUUAUCCACUCGGAUUUUUCCCCCUUCCCCUUUUUAUUGUGUUUAUCUGCCUACUUUAAUCACAAGACGUAUUCCUUUUUCCAUUUUUAGGUCAUUAUUACAUGCUUAAAAUCUAUUUUUAGGAUUUUUUUUUCUUUUGGAUGAGACUGAGCUCUGUUGCUCAAGCUUUUUGUUCAAUUAGCAAUAAUAAACACCAAUCUAACUGACUUGACAAGUUGACAUCAUGGGGGACAUGUCCAACAGCGAUUUUUAUGCCAAGAACCAAAGAAACGAGGGCAACCAUGCAGCGGGCUUCGGCUGCUCGCUCAUGGAGCUGCGCUCGUUGAUGGAGCUGCGUGGCACAGAGGCGGUGGUCAAGCUUCAAGAGGACUACGGGGGAGUAGAGGGACUGUGCAAACGGCUCCAAACCUCACCCACUGAAGGUCUUGCAGGUGUCCAAACUGAUCUGGACAAGAGGAAAGAAAUAUUUGGUCAAAACCUCAUACCUCCAAAAAAGCCAAAAACCUUCCUGCAGCUGGUAUGGGAGGCUUUGCAGGACGUCACCCUCAUAAUCCUGGAGAUCGCUGCCCUCAUCUCCCUGGGCCUCUCCUUCUACCAUCCUCCAGGGGAGAGCGGCGGAGAGUCUUGUGGUGCGGCAGGCGGCGGAGUGGAGGAUGAAGGUGAAGCAGAUGCCGGCUGGAUUGAGGGCGCUGCCAUCCUGUUGUCCGUAGUAUGUGUGGUGCUGGUGACAGCCUUCAACGACUGGUCGAAGGAGAAGCAGUUCCGAGGGCUGCAGAGCCGCAUCGAGCAGGAGCAGAAGUUCCAGGUGGUCCGUGGCAGCCAGGUCAUUCAGCUUCCUGUGGCGGACAUCUUGGUAGGGGACAUCGCACAGAUCAAAUAUGGCGAUCUACUUCCUUCUGAUGGAGUCUUGAUUCAGGGAAAUGACCUGAAGAUUGAUGAGUCAUCACUGACCGGAGAGUCUGACCACGUCAAGAAGGCUGCAGACAAAGACCCCAUGCUUUUGUCUGGGACCCAUGUGAUGGAGGGGUCAGGACGCAUGGUGGUGACUGCUGUUGGUGUUAACUCCCAGACUGGCAUCAUCUUCACCCUGCUGGGGGCCGGCGUGGAGGAAGAGGAGAAGAAAGAGAAGAAAGGAGAGGCAGUGGAAGACGGACACCAGAACACAGACUGCUCUCAUCCCUCUAUCCACCCCAUUGCAACUAUAGCCACGGAUGGGGCUGCAAGCAUUAAUGCCCCUGGCAGUGCCAGCCUAAUUAAUGGUAAAAUGCAAGAUGGCAAUAUGGAGAGCAACCAGAUUAAAGUGAAGAAGCAGGAUGGAGCAGCUGCCAUGGAAAUGCAGCCUCUGAAGAGUGCUGAAGGCGGCGAGUCCGACGAGAAAGAGAAAAAGAAAGUGUCAGCUCCGAAGAAAGAGAAGUCUGUGCUGCAAGGGAAGCUGACCAAGCUGGCCGUCCAGAUUGGCAAAGCAGGGCUGCUCAUGUCUGCCGUUACAGUCAUCAUCCUGGUCCUGUUUUUUGCCAUCGACAACUUUGUGAUGAAGAAAAACCCUUGGAUGCCAGAGUGCACUCCCAUUUACAUCCAGUACUUUGUCAAGUUUUUCAUCAUUGGUGUGACUGUGUUGGUGGUGGCAGUGCCAGAGGGGCUGCCAUUGGCUGUCACCAUCUCCCUGGCGUACUCUGUCAAGAAAAUGAUGAAAGACAACAACCUCGUGCGACACCUGGAUGCAUGUGAAACAAUGGGCAACGCAACAGCGAUCUGCUCUGACAAGACGGGCACGCUGACCACCAACCGCAUGACGGUUGUGCAGUGCUACAUUGGAGAUGUGCACUACAAAGAAAUCCCAGAUCCUGGAGCAAUCCCACCCAAAUCACUGGACCUACUGGUUAAUGCCAUCGCUAUCAACAGCGCCUAUACUACAAAGAUUCUGCCCCCAGACAAGGAAGGUGGUCUUCCAAAGCAGGUGGGCAACAAGACUGAGUGCGGUCUGUUGGGAUUGGUCUUGGAUCUGAAGCGGGAUUACCAGCCAAUAAGAAACCAGAUCCCCGAAGAAAAGCUUUACAAAGUCUACACCUUCAACUCUGUCAGGAAGUCCAUGAGCACUGUCAUCAAACUUCCUGACGGUAGCUUCCGCAUGUACAGCAAAGGAGCCUCUGAGAUUGUACUCAAAAAAUGCAGCCAAAUUCUUAAUGAAGUGGGUGAGCCGAGGGUUUUUCGUCCUCGAGACAAGGAUGAGAUGGUAAAGAAAGUGAUUGAGCCCAUGGCUUGUGAUGGCCUGAGGACCAUCUGUGUGGGGUAUCGUGACUUUCGCGGUGAUCCUGAGCCCAACUGGGAAGAGGAGAACAACAUUCUCAAUGAUCUCACAGCCAUCUGUGUUGUUGGAAUCGAGGACCCCGUCAGACCAGAGGUGCCCGAUGCGAUUCUGAGGUGCCAGCGUGCGGGCAUCACGGUCCGCAUGGUGACGGGAGACAACAUUAACACAGCCAGGGCCAUAGCCAUCAAGUGUGGCAUCAUCCAUCCAGGAGAGGACUUCCUCUGCAUUGAUGGCAAAGAGUUCAACAGGAGGAUCCGUAACGAGAAAGGAGAGGUGGAACAGGAGCGUAUCGACAAGGUAUGGCCUAAACUCCGAGUCCUGGCCAGAUCAUCCCCAACUGACAAACACACACUUGUCAAAGGCAUUAUUGACAGCACAAUGGUAGACCAGAGGCAGGUGGUAGCUGUGACAGGAGACGGGACAAAUGACGGACCCGCUCUCAAGAAAGCAGAUGUGGGCUUUGCCAUGGGCAUAGCUGGUACAGAUGUGGCCAAGGAGGCGUCAGAUAUCAUCCUGACUGAUGAUAACUUCAGCAGCAUAGUGAAGGCAGUGAUGUGGGGCCGAAAUGUCUACGACAGCAUUUCCAAGUUUCUCCAGUUCCAGCUGACUGUUAAUGUUGUGGCCGUCAUAGUGGCUUUCACAGGUGCCUGCAUCACACAGGACUCUCCUCUGAAAGCAGUGCAAAUGCUGUGGGUGAACCUGAUCAUGGAUACGUUUGCUUCUCUGGCCCUAGCGACAGAGCCUCCCACCGUGUCUCUGCUGAAGAGGAAGCCGUACGGUCGCAAUAAACCUCUAAUCUCCAGCACCAUGACAAAGAACAUUUUAGGACACGGAGUCUAUCAGCUUGUUAUUAUAUUCACACUGCUCUUUGUUGGAGAGCAGAUAUUUGACAUCGACAGCGGCCGCAAUGCGCCUCUGCACUCACCUCCGUCUGAGCACUACACCAUCAUCUUUAACACCUUUGUCAUGAUGCAGCUGUUUAAUGAAAUAAAUGCUCGCAAAAUCCACGGAGAGAGGAACGUCUUUGAUGGUAUCUUCAGGAACCCCAUCUUUUGCUCUAUUGUUUUUGGUACAUUUGCUAUGCAGAUUGUGAUUGUGCAGUUUGGAGGGAAGCCAUUCAGUUGUCAACCUUUAGACCUGGAAAAAUGGAUGUGGUGUGUUUUCCUUGGGCUGGGAGAACUUGUAUGGGGACAGGUGAUUGCUAGUAUACCCAAUAGCAGGCUGCGCUUCCUGCGGAGGGCAGGCCAGUUAAGUCAGAAAGAUGAGUUACCAGAAGAGGACGUAAAUGAAGACAACGAGGAGAUCGACCACGCGGAGAGGGAGCUCAGGAGAGGGCAAAUCCUGUGGUUCAGAGGACUUAACCGCAUCCAGACUCAGAUCCGAGUUGUGAACGCGUUCCGUAGCUCCCUCUACGAAGGCCUGGAGAAACCAGAUUCCAGAACAUCCAUCCACAACUUCAUGACGCACCCCGAGUUUAGGAUAGAAGACUCCACACCCAAUAUCCCCCUCAUUGAUGACACGGACGAUGAUUCCGCCCGGAGGAGGAAGUACUCGAGCCAGCCGUCGUCUCCUAACAAGAACAACAACGCCAUCGACAGUGGCAUCAACCUCACCAUCGACAUCAGUAAAUCUGCCGCUUCGUCCAGCCCGGCCAGUCCUCUGCACAGCUUGGAGACCAGCCUCUAACCCUGAUCCCACACUCACCUCUUAAAUCAUUCCCUCUCAGCCCAGCAGGGUCACCUCCUCCAGCUCCUCCAGACCUUUAACUGUUAUGGUAAACCCUUUUAACUCCAAAAUGUUCACCUAAUUAUCACCUCCUUGUCCGAUUAAGUAACAUUUACCUCCAACACAGGGCAGGUCCUUUGGAAAAUAUGUCCAUCUCCCUCCAGUAACCUUGAGCCCGCAAAGCUCAACUUCUCCUUUAAAAAUGGAGCAAUUCUUAGUGAUAUGGCAAGGUUUAAAAGAAAAACUACCAUACAAUCAAAAAAUCUCAACAAAGCCACAGAACUCACACAGCCAUCCUGCUUUUGUGGUUGUAUGUGUACGGUGGCAGCCGUGGUGGUGUGUAUGACUAUAUGCUUGUACUGGUUAGCAUGUACUGUAUAAGCGCGUGGCUGACUGCACGUAUGUAUGAACUGUGUCUGCAGUGGUACCGAGGGAAGGAACACGAGGAGGGAGACUGCUGAAGAAUAAAAAUCGCAAAACAGGACAGACUUUAACCUCUCCUUCAACUCCUUCUCUUCAUCAAUAACAUUGUUAAUAUUGAGACAGUAAUAGUUUAAAUUAAAUUAAAAGCUGUUAUUAUUCUAAUUCUGAUGCUGAUUAUUAUUGUUAUUAUUCUUAUUGCUCCUGCAUGAAUGUACAUUACCCAGGUUUUAUUUAAAAGGGUUUUAAUUUUAUUGGCGUUCUUUGGUUCUGAUCGGCUGGGCCUUGCAGCGGACUGCUUCUCUGAGUUCCUGGCCUGCAAAGUUCCCUUUUCCGUGUGGCAUGAACAUGUACCAGACUGUAAAAAUUUAUUUCAUUCAUAAACAGAGACGUGUAUCAAGGUGGUAGGGCUUAACUUGCACACUAGUUUUGCACCUGUUGGAAAAGAGGAACACAAGAUAAAUAAUAAUGAUGAUAGCAUUUAUGAGAUAUAUUCUAUACAUAUAAAUUCAUAAAAUUAUAUUUAGAGAGAGUUUAUCUUUGUUUGUUGGCAUGUUGCCUUGUUCCUGCUUCAAUGGCUCAAAUUAUUUUGACUUAUUUAUGUCUUAAAGAGAAUGUAAUUGUUUACAACCUCGUAGAGAUAAACUUCCUGGUUUCUAAAAGGAGGCAGGUGAAGUUGGAGCUCAGUUUCGUUGGCGUGUUACAGAAAAAACCCAUGAUGGAAUCUGCCUGCUAUAUUGUCAAAUAAUGUAGGUAUUUUUAGAGGAUCUACAACAAAAAGAAACCAAAAUAUUAUGGGAUGCAUAUUACAUGUUGAAUCUUAGUAUUACAGUACUCUAUAUGAUUGUUGGGAUCAAGUAGGAGUGGCUUGCCUUUGUUUUUUCUUAAUGGAGGCCUCCUUUUUGACAGAGGAUGAUAUUUGAUUUUUUUUUUUAUUUUGAUGUUUUAUUUUUUCUGUGAUUCAGCACUGACCUGGGGUAAGUGCACGAGUCAACAGCUGAUUUCAGGACUAUUUUACUGAACUUUCCUUGAGGCAUCCCUGCUUGUUUGAAGGACUUGAUGUUUUAAACAUAUAUUUGACCAUCAAAAGGCUGCAACUAAGUCAUAUUAGAAAUUUGCAAAGUUGUAUUGGGAUUAUCUGUACUGCGAGGAAAUCAGAUGUAUUUUGUUUAAAACUUGAAAUAUAUUGUGUUGUUAUUUUUUAUUUUAUUUCGGUUAAAAGAAGUUUCAUAUCCUCUAACAGAAAGACAUGCUCACACUCAGACUCACACUGACACACAUGCAGCCCCACAAAGCUGUUUGCAUUUUUAACAACUUAAAAAAAAGGAAAAACAUACAAAAAAAGAAGAAUAACAAAAGAAAUUACAACAAAAAUGGAAUGUUGCUUUGACUCCUUUUCUAUACAUAAUUAUAUAUAUAUAUAUAUAUAUAUAUAUAUAUAUAUAUAUAUAUAUAUAUAUAUAUAUAUAUAUAAAUAUGAAGAUUUUCUGCACUAUCUGGUUAUGAAUGAAAACUUCUGUGGUGUAAUUCUAGAUGUGCUUUUGUGUGUUUUAACAAAGCUUGUCUUCCUGCCGUCACAAAAUAUACAGUACUUUAGCAUCUCAACUGUACUCACUAGUUGUAAACUAUUUAUUGUGCUUCGACCAAUCAGACAUUACCAGACUGAAGUUACAUACAGAAGGCACAUUUACCCAUCUUAUUGCACUCAGAAGGGCAAAACCACCUAACUAGCCUCUACUAUUGUUAUUUGUAUUACUAACUAAACUUGAUGACAAGCAUGAUUUGAUAGGCUCAUUAUGCAACUGGGGGGUUAAAAAAAAUUCCUAAUUUUUCUACUUGAAAGAAGAAAAAAAUCCUAAACAGUAGACAGUGUAAUCAAUUAUUUAUCUCAGCAGUUCUGUCUUGUUUUCUUUUAUACAUCCUCCUCCUUCUCUGUCAUUACCUAGUGAAGACAACGUUCUGGAGAGGUUGCAGAAGCUUUACCAGUGUUUUAAAAAAAAGUGGCAUGGACCAUCUGAAUAAAAUCACUUAUUUAAGUUGGAAGAAAACAGUCUGCAUUUUGAUAUUCUCUCUAGAAACUGUUAAUUUAUUUGCUUCCUUCACAGCGUAACAUUUUAUUUGUGUGUAAGACUAAGAACCAUACAUCAGUCAAAAGUUUGGACACUCUUCUAUAUAAUGAAUAAGAGAGUGUAUUUUGACUGGUAGUGCAUAUAUAUAUAUAUAUAUAUAUAUAUAUAUAUAUAUAUAUAUAUAUAUAUAUAUAUAUAUUCUCAAACAACUUUGACAUUUUUACAUCUUGGAGGACUUUCAGCCUUUAGACGAUGCAAUGAAACUGAGUUGAAAAAUAAUUUUUUUGUAAAUAGUAAUGGGCCCACUGAGGACAGAAAACCCAAUGUGGACUGGUCUGAAAACGGGAACUUUUCCUGACCACAUCUCCCAUCAUGCACCACGAUGAGUCGUACUGCCGACACAGCUGCUUGGCUGUAUGUAAUCAAUCACUGCUCCUGUCAGAAACUUCAAAACAUUGUGAUUGCAUUCAAAUCAUAACACAUCUUGUAACAAUCAUUAUGUUGACAAUGAUGAUAAUGAUGAUGAUGAUGAUGAUGACGAUGCUGAUGAUGAUGAUGAUGAUGAUGAUGAUAACAAUGACCCUUCUUGCAAUAUACUCUCACCUGCCUCGAUGUACUGUAUUUAGCAGCAUGCAGUUUGUGGAACAAAGAAAAAGAGAAAUGCCAACAGAUAGCUUUUUUUUGGCAUACUUAGCCAUUAAUGGGUAAGUGAAUUAAGUGUUCAUCUUGUUUUUAUGACAUUUUUUUAUCUAUACAAUAAUUGUAAAUAAAGAACUCGAUGUAUUUGUUCAUUU
Cololabis saira (Pacific saury) is the source of this 7872-nucleotide messenger RNA. It is a transcript of the gene atp2b2, whose product is annotated as ATPase plasma membrane Ca2+ transporting 2. Gene Ontology annotation, biological process: calcium ion transmembrane transport; regulation of cytosolic calcium ion concentration. Bases 780 to 4550 code for a protein of 1256 amino acids. The transcript has 23 exons. The record is from RefSeq and is a predicted model, not a curated record. Gene Ontology annotation, molecular function: ATP hydrolysis activity; ATP binding; PDZ domain binding. Gene Ontology annotation, cellular component: intracellular membrane-bounded organelle; postsynaptic density membrane. Lineage: Eukaryota; Metazoa; Chordata; Actinopteri; Beloniformes; Belonidae.